AUCUCGAGUAACUGUAAAUCAAUCCAUUUAUUCAAUCAUUCAUCUCCUAAUCAAUCAGAAUCAUCCGUUAUUGUUCAUUGUCCAGGGCACGUUCUCAUCUCCACUGCUGCUCCAUAAGGCUGACGAUGAUAUCAUCCACUCCGUUGAUGUCAUCUGCCCUACAGCAUCAGAUUUAUUAGAUCCGAUCGACCAUCUUCACAGUUCACCCCUUUCUCCUCAUCUAUAAUCCACUCAUGCAUGAUAGUCAAUAUAUUCCAUCCAUCAUGACCUCCCCAAAUGACUCGAUAAACGAACAAUCAUCCCAGACAUCCACCGACUCCAGCAGCAGUUUCGUACAAGACAUGAGACGGCGCCUGGGAAGCUCUGCCUACGGAAGUGCCAUUAUCGACUUUGGAAACAACGUUAGCAUUCUCGCGGAAGAAUCAUAUCACGAUAUUAGAAAUCGAGUCGAUGGGGUCUCUGCUAGUGAUGUUGUCCAGAAUAUUCGAGGGAGGAUCCAGUCGUUCACAUCUGGAGAUCAGCAGGGGAGGGAGGAUACUCCAGAACAGGACACUAGGCCUGAUGCUGAAGAGAUCGAACGCAUUGAUAAUAUGGACAGAGAGAGAAUCGUGGAGUAUCUCCAGGAAAGGCACAAAAGUACCGCUCAACGACCUACCACGAAUUAACGAAAUCUAUUAUAUCAAUUCCAAAUUAUAUCCAACGUAGACUGUUUCAGUAUAGUACAAGUGAAGAAAUACAUCUACAACAACGCCCGGAAUCCAUUGUCCAACCUCCGCUGCAGCCCCAGGAAGUCUACCACCUGGCCCAAGUGAUCAAUGCCCCAGAAUCCUUCUGUCUUGCCCUGGGCGUUGGUGCAUUCAAACCAGGGAAGGCCAAAGGCACCAUCCUUGAAUGCCCGG
Molecule: messenger RNA, 899 nt
Organism: Aspergillus wentii DTO 134E9
Lineage: Eukaryota; Fungi; Ascomycota; Eurotiomycetes; Eurotiales; Aspergillaceae
Exons: 2
Coding region: 264-665 (133 amino acids)
Source: RefSeq, a predicted model, not a curated record